AUGGGGGAUGGUGAAACAAGCACGUUGGCUCUGACGAAAAUUCGAGCUUCAAGUUUGGUGUGGUGUGGUGUGGCGUGGAUCGAUAGCUGGGGGAUAGCUAGAAGAGUUAAAAAGGGGAGUGAGUAUAUUACGUUGCCGGUGAAGACGAAGAGGAUGAGGAAAGGCGAAAACGGGGGGAAUGAAAGAAGGAGAAAGAGAAAGAGAAAGGAGGAGGGAAGAGGAAGAGGAAGAAAAAAAAAAGGGAUCAGGAGAUUAAAAGAAAGCAAGAGGCAGGCGACGGGCAGGCAAGGCUUACGCGAAUGA
Molecule: messenger RNA, 303 nt
Organism: Trichophyton rubrum CBS 118892
Lineage: Eukaryota; Fungi; Ascomycota; Eurotiomycetes; Onygenales; Arthrodermataceae
Exons: 1
Coding region: 1-303 (100 amino acids)
Source: RefSeq, a predicted model, not a curated record